AUGCCUGCACAUCUAACCGAGUCUCCCGACCGAAAUAUCGCGGCUAUUGAGCCUUUAACAGGCAGUGAUAAUUAUGCAACUUGGAAGCAUCUUAUGACCUCCUACUUAAAGGCAAGACAAGUCUGGGAUGUCGUGUCCGGAGAUCUCCAACGCCCUAACUGCCUUUUUAAAUACGCAAAACCGAUUACGGCCGACAUUGUUCCACUGGUUGAUGAACGACUUAUUGGAGCCCCAAGACAGAAGGCUAUCGAAGCUCGUCUAGAAGCUGAAGUCCAGGCUUUUGAGCGACAUCAGGAAUGGUCCAAACGUGAGGCUGAAGCCUAUCACACAAUCUUUCGAUAUCUUUCCGUCGAAAUCAGUGUUCAUGUUGCAGGGCUAGAAACAUCUCGAGAUCUCUGGAACGAACCUUGA
Penicillium argentinense is the source of this 411-nucleotide messenger RNA. RefSeq names its product DUF4219 domain-containing protein. The coding region runs from base 1 to 411 and encodes 136 amino acids. Lineage: Eukaryota; Fungi; Ascomycota; Eurotiomycetes; Eurotiales; Aspergillaceae. The transcript has a single exon. The record is from RefSeq and is a predicted model, not a curated record.